Molecule: messenger RNA, 2798 nt
Organism: Hypanus sabinus (Atlantic stingray)
Lineage: Eukaryota; Metazoa; Chordata; Chondrichthyes; Myliobatiformes; Dasyatidae
Product: zinc finger protein 239-like
Exons: 2
Coding region: 997-1797 (266 amino acids)
Biological process (GO): regulation of transcription by RNA polymerase II; central nervous system development
Cellular component (GO): nucleus
Molecular function (GO): DNA-binding transcription factor activity, RNA polymerase II-specific; RNA polymerase II cis-regulatory region sequence-specific DNA binding
Source: RefSeq, a predicted model, not a curated record
CUCUCUCUCAGCCCCACGAUCCGUACGCGGGCCCCGGGGUGCUUCCGGCUAAUCAGGGAAUGGGAGCAGAUGGAUCUCACAGACGGAGCUGAGCUCCAGCUAUCUGAAUGCAAGGAUUAGGAAUUCGGAAAAAGAGAACAAAAUCUUUCUAUCAGCUGCUGAGAAAAUCAUCUUUGUUCUGCCUCCAACCGCAGCAAGAGAAAACCUGCAGUUGCUGGAAAUCCGGAGGAAUUUCAUACAAAAUGCCGGAGGAACUCAGCAUUUAUACUCUUUCCCAUAGGUGCUGCCCGGCCUGCUGAGUUCCUCCAGCAUUUUGUGUGUGUUGCUUGUUCUGGAGUUUUCUACACGUUAAAAAUGGGAAGGAAUUUGGCUCCAGGAAGCUCAAACAUGGCACGCCAGUUUUGUUGUCUCUGUCUAGAUAUUUAAGAAGUGGAGCAAGGGAUUCACUCGACCAUCCUUCCUGCUCAGACUGUGGGGAGGGAUUCAUUUGGUCAUUUGACAAAAUUGCAAGCCUGUCAUUUUACACAGGAGAAAGGCCGUUCACCUGCUCAGACAGUGGGAAUGGAUUCACUCAGUCAUUUCAACUGAAGGUAUAUCAGCAAGUUCACACUGGGCAAGGCCAUUCAUCUGUUCUGUGUGUGAGAAAGGAUUCUGCCGGGCAUCCCACCUGUGGACAAACCAGUCAGAUCACACUGGGCAGAGGCUGGUCAUCUGCUGAAUUUCGGGGAAGGGAUUCUCUGGGUCAUCUGACCUAAUGGCACACCAGUCAGUUCACACUGGAGAGUGGCCAUUCACCUGCUCAGACAGUGGGAAUGGAUUCACUCGGUUAUCUCAACUGAAGGUACAUGAGCAGGUUCACACUGGGCAAGGCCAUUCUGUUUGUGGGAAAUGAUUCUGUUGGUCAUCCCACCUGUGGGUACAUCAGUUAGAUCACACUGGGCACAGGCUGUCAUCUGCUGAAUUUCGGGGAAGGGUUUCUCUCAGUUAUCUGAUCUAAUGGCUCACCAGCGACUUCACACCAGGGGGCGGCCGUUCACCUGUAUAGUCUGUGGGAACGGAUUCACUCAGUCAUCCCACCUACUGAGCCAUCAGCGAGUUCACACUGGGGAGAAGCCGUUCACAUGCUCAGUCUGUGGGAAGAGAUUCACUUGGUCAUCCCAACUACUGGCACACCAGUUUGUUCACACUGGAGAGAAGCCGUUCACCUGCUCAGAAUGUGGGAAGGGAUUCACACUGUCAUCCCGCCUACUGAUCCAUCAGCGAGUUCACACUGGGGAGAAGCUGUUCACCUGCUCUGUCUGUGGGAAGAGAUUCACUGCAUCAUCCAACCUACUGGUACAUCAGCGAGAUCACACUGGGGAGAGGCCAUUCAUCUGCUCCGUCUGUGGGAGGGGAUUCACUCAGUCAUUCAGACUACAGAGUCAUCAGAGAGAUCACACUGGGGAGAAGCCGUUCACCUGCUUAGUCUGUGGGAAGAGAUUCACUGAGUCAACCAGCCUACAGAGUCACCAGCGAGUUCACACUGGGGAGAAGCCGUUCACCUGCUCAGUCUGUGGGAAGAGAUUCACUGAGUCAUCCAGCCUACAGAGUCACCAGCGAGUUCACACUGGGGAGAAGCCUUUCACCUGCUCAGACUGCAGGAAGAGAUUCAUUGAUUCAUCCAACCUACAGAGACAUCAGCGAGUUCACACUGGGGAGAAGCCAUUCACCUGCUCAGUCUGUGGGAAAGGUUUCACUCAGUCAUCCCAACUACUGGCACACCAGUCAGAUCACAACAGGGUGUGGCCAUUGUUAUGAAUCCCUAUGUUUCGUUUACUGUGGACUGUAAUUUUAAGAGAGAAAGUGUGAGAUUAAGAAAUCAAAUCAGUCUGACUUGCAGCGUGUUUAGUUUUAAUCGAGGACACGGACGCUCAGAGUCAGAUGGAGACAGAGGAAAAAUGGAAGGAUUGAAACCAGGGAGUUGGUGGCCAAGGGUCAUUUUUCAGAAAUUUCCUAUACCCGCAAGGGUGGGUUAAUUAUCAAUUCACCGUACAUGGAAUGUGUGGUUGUCACCUCGUUUGAUCCAUAGGUUUGGAUCGGAUUUGGCGUAUCCUGUGGAGACCACUUAUGUGUUACCCUUUCCUGGGUGACGACGAUAUCACUGUGAGAAUUCGCUUUCGGUGAUAAUUCGUAUGUGGAUUUGGAACGACGGAUAAAUUCUACAGCAACUGAUCUCUCAUUUUACCACCGUGGAACCUGUGGAAUUCGACAGAAUUGCCUUCUCUCGACAUUUACCCUGGAUUGCAACUAUCUCUCUCUCAUCACCUAUUCUGUGGAUGACCUGAACUUUACCAUCGCAAGACUCCAAGCAUUGUUUCCCUCGAGCUCAGUAGUUUGGGAGUUAUAUUUACACACAUUUAUACACAUAACACUUAACUUUUGUUUAAAUUGUUUGUUACAAUUUUAUAAGUAGUUACAAAUAAAGACAGUGGUUUUGACAUCAAAAGACUCCAGGUGUAGUCUAUUGUUGCUGGUUUGUGUCUAAAGCAUUAUGGUUCAUAACAAAAUUGGGGCCUGCGUCUGGGAUAUGAACAAAUUUGCAGGGCUUAUUGAUCAAAUAAUUAUCAAUCUGAUUGGGGAAAAUCCCUUUUGAUUUAUUUGUGUGUGGAAAUCAGCAGCAAUGGAUAUUUAUAUAUGUGUGGAAGCGCCAACCCCUGAGGCAUUAGGAAAAGCUAAAACAAAUGAAUUGCUGACUAUUGAACCUCAAUGAGGUAUGGGGGUGUGAAGGACCAGGGGAAGCAUAAAACUGGGAGAGCAGG